UGAAGUACAGAAAAGGGUUGCUCCGGAUUUCUUUGAAAAAAACAAAAAAAAAAAAAGAAAAGAAAAUGCGAGGCAGGGUGUUUUCUUUUUGUUUCUUUCCCGUUGAAUUGGAACGUCUGGGAGAAAACGGUCAGAAGUGACGAGUCUGAUAACUUCUUUUUAUUUUUGUCUUUUUUUAAUAUUAGGAAUGGUCAGAGUACGCUGCUCUAAGAGCACUGACUGUCCUGUUUUACCAUUAACUUUUAUGAGUUGCCGUAAUGGGAGGAAGUGAUGCGGACAAUUGUGUCUGUGGCGAGGACACUGUCUGUGUAUGUAGAUAUUCACGUUGGUAUAGGUUUUUAAUAAAGCAACGGUAGGUGGGCUCGUCUACUCUAUCCCAGUAAAACUCUCCUCACACUCCAGUAGUGAGUAGACAGUCUGAGUCAGUCUUGCCGGCUGAUAGAAUCCCAUUUACGGGACCAUAUCGCUCCAGAUUCUUGUCUGUUCAAAUCAAAUUUAAUGAUAACACACUCUACUCUUGCUUGUGUUUUAAUUGGGAAUGAUAGUUUUCGAAUAAUUCUUGUCAGUUAGAAAAGAAAAAGGAAAAAUCGAGAGGAUUACGGAAACAUUUUUUUGUACAGACACAUCCCAGUCACUUUGACGUGUGGCCAGCAGUAUGAAGAAAGGGUCUUAACUUAGUUAAAGUAACGCGAAACGCGCAGUUUUUGUCACUCUCUGAGUACUUGAGUUCACCCACGUUUCUAAUCCCAUUAAUGGAAGUCGCAUUAACGUUUAAGCGCAUUAAUUAACGGGAAUUGAACGCGGAAAAGAGAAUGGGACCUAAUACUACGGUGGACGGAAUGCAGAAGUAGGGCAGAGAAGGGGAGAAUGUGAGGUAAUUGUAUUAAACUGAGUGAGAGUGUGAAAGAGUGAGGCGCGAGCUGAGCUAAGCUAGGCUAGUGGGUCGCGAGGAGGGCUCGGUAUCGCGCGGCACGACGACGGUGCUGCCCCGCUCCGCUGCGUGCAGGCAGCCGCGCACACACCCGGCUUCCUUCGCACCUGGCUUCACCCCCGACCCGACACCUCGCAGAGCCCGAGGCGACGCAGCUUGGUGGGAGCGCUCGGGAUGGAGUCCAUGUCCGCUGCUGCUGGGAUCUACAACGGGAGUGUGACUGCCCUCGACUCUGGCUCCAUGGCCGGGGAAGGGGAGAGCUCUGGCGGCGGGCUGCUGUCGGUGUCGCUGGAGCCGGUGGUCGGAGGACUCCUGGCGGACUCUGUGUGUCACCAGCAAGGAUGGCUGCGAGUUUUCGGUGUGAAAGGCCCUCCUACCCAUCGACUGUCCUGUGGCCAGUCCUCCUACUCAGACCCCCACCUAUGGGAGAGGAAGUACUGUCUCCUGACUGACAGCCGACUUAUCCUGCUCAACAAAGAGGAAGAGCCCUGUCCACAGGUACCAAUGGAAGCCAUUCACGGGAGUCCCAAAGAGUCCAAAGGCAGGAGUUUGAGGCGAACUGUCAGUGUGCCAUCGGAAGGGCAAUUCCCAGACUUCCAGCCGGACGGUGCCUCCAAGUUGGAGAUAUCAGCAGAGAGGUCCCCCAGGAGAAGGAGCAUAUCAGGCUUGGGGAGCACGGAAAAGAACAUCUGUGUGGACGGACCCAAUACUUCUCCGUUCAAAGUCCCAGGAUUUUUCAGCAAGCGUUUAAAAGGUUCUAUCAAGAGAACAAGAAGUCAGACCAAACUGGAUCGUAACGCAAGCUUUCGCCUACCUUCGUUGAGAAUUACGGACAAUGACAGGUCUCGGGGUUUGUCAAAACUCAAGGAAUCGCAUUCACAUGAGUCUCUGCUGAGUCCAGCCGGUGCAGUGGAGACACUGGACUUGAGCAUGGAAGAAAACGUGCUAAUCAAGCCUCUGCACAGCAGCAUCCUGGGUCAGGAGUUCUGCUUUGAGGUAACGUACUCUGGUGGCAGCAAGUUUUUCAGCUGCUCCUCAGCAGCUGAGCGAGACAAGUGGAUGGAGAACCUAAAAAGAACCGUCCAACCCAACAAGGACAAUUGCAGACGGGCUGAGAACCUGCUUCGCCUUUGGAUUAUCGAGGCCAAGGAUUUACCUCCCAAAAAGAAGUACUUUUGCGAGUUGUGCCUGGACGACGUGCUUUAUGCCCGGACCACCAGCAAGACCAGAGCUGACAGUCUCUUCUGGGGAGAGCACUUUGAGUUUUACAGCUUACCUCCAAUACGCAGUGUCACUGUCCACAUCUACAAGGACAUGGACAAAAAGAAGAAGAAGGACAAAAAUAACUAUGUGGGCCUGGUCAACAUCCCAGUUGCAAGCAUAUCAGGCAGACAGUUUAUAGAGAAAUGGUAUCCAGUGAGCACCCCUACCACCAGCAAGGGGAAGGUGGGGGGGCCUUCUAUCCGCAUUAAGUCACGUUUCCAGACCAUCUCCAUCCUGCCAAUGGAGCAGUACAAAGAGUUUGCAGAGUUCAUUACCACCAACUACAGUAUGCUGUGCUCUGUGUUGGAGCCAGUGAUUAGUGUGAAGAACAAGGAGGAAAUGGCCUCAGCACUGGUGCACAUUCUGCAGAGCACAGGAAGAGCCAAGGACUUCCUCACUGAUCUGGUGAUGUCUGAGGUAGACCGCUGUGCAGAACAUGAUGUGCUGAUCUUCAGGGAGAACACACUAGCCACCAAAGCAAUCGAGGAAUACCUCAAACUGGUGGGACAGAAAUACCUGCAUGAUGCACUGGGAGAGUUUAUCAAGGCACUGUAUGAGUCUGACGAAAACUGUGAGGUGGAUCCUAGCAAGUGCUCCGGCAGCGACCUCCUAGAGCACCAGAGCAACUUGAAAAUGUGCUGCGAGUUGGCUUUCUGCAAGAUUAUCAACUCCUACUGUGUAUUUCCACGGGAACUGAAGGAGGUCUUUGCAGCAUGGAAACAGCAGUGUGCCUCUCGCGGAAAGCAGGACAUCAGCAAGCGUCUCAUAAGCGCUUCUCUCUUCCUGCGCUUCCUCUGCCCUGCCAUCAUGUCCCCCUCGUUGUUCAACCUCAUGCAAGAGUACCCCGAUGACCGGACCUCCAGGACCCUCACAUUGAUUGCUAAAGUUAUACAGAACCUGGCCAAUUUCACCAAAUUUGGCAACAAAGAGGAGUACAUGGCCUUCAUGAAUGACUUCUUGGAGCAUGAAUGGGCAGGCAUGAAACGAUUCCUGCUUGAGAUCUCCAAUCCAGACACCAUCUCCAACACUCCAGUGUUUGAGGGCUACAUCGAUUUGGGCCGGGAGCUCUCUGUCCUGCACUCCCUCCUCUGGGAGGUUGUCUCUCAGCUGGACAAGGGUGAAAAUUCCUUCCUGCAGGCAACAGUGGCCAAGCUGGGCCCUCUGCCCCGCAUACUGGGUGACAUCGCUCGCUUGCUGUCCAGCCCUACUCCCCUUCUGCAGCAGUUACAUCGAUUCCAGGAGCACAGUUCGUCACAGAACAUCAGCGCCAGUAUCUCCUCCAGUCUCCAAAGGAUAUUUGAAGAGCCAGCCUCCAGUGAGACACGCAUCAAGCCCCCAGCCCAGGAGUACACGGACAACUACUGUCGUGCGAAGCGACCCCUCUUGGUCCAGCAGUCGUCCACACAGAGCAUGAGCUUCUCUGAAAGGGAGGAGCGCGAGAACUCGCUUCACAAUGGCCGUAGCAUCUCCCUCAUGGACUUGCAGGAUUCUCACCUGGUCCAGGACGAGCGGGUCACUCGACACGAAGUCCAUUCCAGACUCGGUCGCAUGGGCUCACAGCUUUCUGUUGGUGACUUGCCCCUCCCGCAUGCCCCUCUUCAGUCCUUCAACUCCAAGCCCCCAGUGCGGGAAAACUUGCCCCAAAGUGCCCCCCAGGUGCGGAGGCCCCUGCACCCUGCUGUCAGCCAGCAUGGAGGCCUCCAGCCACUGUCCUUCCAGAAUCCUGUCUACCAUCUGAUCAACCCACCACCACGGCUCACGCCAUCCCUUCAGCUGGCUUCAAGCUCUGAGAACCUGAGCACAGAGAGCUCACCCAGCCACAGCCACGUGGAAGAGCUGUGUCAAGGGGAGCGGGUGAACAAGGCAAGUGGGCCCUCCAACAGUAGUGUUGAAGAACGUGGUGGGCGCACUGCACAAAGUGAGGAGGGCCCAGCACCGUGCCACAACACACAGCCCCAGCCAGCCUCCACACCUCAACCAAGCGCCCCAGAUACCAGCCCUAUCGUCAGGGGGAUGCAGACUCCCCGCUCCUUACCCCACAGCACCUCCUUUCAGAGUAACAGCAGUAACAAUGAAGCAGCCCAACAAGACGGCUUUUCCCGCCAGCAGUCAUCAUCAUCCAGAGGCAGUCCCAUGCCUGAAGUCAAGGGGGUGUUGAAGCAGCAGAUUGCCCUGAAGGUGCAGUCGCCCGUGGAAUCCGUCACCAUGUCCCCAGUGGAGAGGACAGCUGCGUGGGUGCUGAAUAACGGACAAUAUGAAGAUGAGGAGGAAGAGGAGCAGAGCCAGGACUGCAACAAAUAUGUAGAAAAGUAUGAGCUUGAGAUCGCCAAACUGAAGGACCGCCUGCGAGCAUCCAGUCGCCGACUAGGAGAGUAUGAGCGCCGCCUGCUGGCCCAGGAGCAGCAGAUGCAGAAGCUCCUACAAGAGUACAAAAUGCGCUUGGAGGACAGCGAGGAGAGGCUGCGGCGGCAGCAGGAGGAGAAGGAUGCCCAGAUGAAGAGCAUCAUCUGCAGAUUAAUGGCAGUGGAGGAAGAACUGAAGAGGGACCAUGCAGAGAUGCAAGCAGUAAUAGAUGCUAAGCAGAAGAUUAUUGACGCACAGGAGAAGAGAAUCAGCUCACUGGAUGCUGCCAACUGCCGGCUGAUGAGUGCCCUCACCCAAGUGAAGGAGCGCUACAGCUUGCACAAUUUACGCAAUGGCAUUUCACCCACCAGCCCCACCAAACUGUCCAUUACUGAGAACGGGGAGUUUAAGAACAGCAGCUGCUGACAGCGCUGUUUCCAGUAACGCCACCUGGUGGGCUCACAAUCACUGCAGUUGGUCAUUUGCCCAUUUUCAAGUCUUUCAUGGAAGGUCUGCUCUGAAAUUGUGCACAUCUGUGGUCUAGUAUUGGUCUUGUAUAAAGAUUUAAAAAAAAAACUGUCAAGUAGAGGACAAAUUGUAACUCUGUGCAUUGGGACAAGUGCUUAAAUAUGGUAAUGAGUGCAUAUAUUUGCAGUUUAUACAUGUAUUUUCUUCACUGCAGUGCUAGAAAACAGUUUAAAAUUGAUUUUAAAGUAUUGUGUAAUUUAGAGACAAUAUAGCAGGCGGAUGUACAUAUCGUAAAGUUCUAAGUUGGGAAGGAUUCAUGGAUAAAUAGCUGUGUGUAAUGAAUUACAGUUUUAUGCACUGUUUGGCUGAUCCUUUUUAAUUUUAUUUUUUUAUGUCUUGUAUUCAUUUUGAAAAAAACAGAUGUUUUUAUUAAUUUAAAUGCAACGUGAUCCAGCCAUGAAUAUACAUUUUGUCAUACACAUUAUAUGGCUUCGCUUGCCAGCGGGAUUCCGUGAAAGUAGCUUUCAUCUGAUCCCUAACAUUACAGUUUCACUAAUGUUUUUUUUUUUUUUCCAAGAAUCCUUAAAAUCAAUACAUUUCUAUGUUGCUUCUUCCAUCUGUUUGUGAGAGACUUCAUUUACAGUCCAAAGAGUUGGAUGUGUUCUAAAAAUUAAUUUGUGAUGUUUCUGUUCAAAAAGCAUGAGGUGUGUUGGAGUCUCAAUUCUGAUAUUUGAUGUCACUACAACAAUCAUUUAAUAUAACUAAACUGACACUGUGAUUUAAUAUAAAAAUGUUCAGUAUCAAUCUUUCAUAUAAACAUUCUCUAUUAAGCAUUGCUUCAGGUGGUACAUGUUCAGGUAAAUUUUUUUUAAGGGCAUUAUUAGAAGUUUUGCAAGGCCUUGUUCUGUUUUGACAGCCUUACUAACUACUAGGUAAAUCCUAAUUUGUGCUUUGUUCAACCAGCCAUGAUUGUCAGUGGCAAAUAUGUAGCAUUAUUACUCUUGGAUCACGUCUUGAAGCUUCUGAGAAGGAUGAAUGGAACAGCUCAUUCCUGCUGUAAGCAAGUGUUGGAACUGCCCGUCGUGUACAGGACUUGCCACAUCCACUCUGUUUUAAUGAGCAUGGCCGAACAAGUGAAAUUUAAUCUGAAAUGUUGCACAGAUCAUGUGAUUAUUGUUUGAUAUGUAGGCAUGCAUAGAAAAGAAGAAUAUUUUACAUGUCGUGUUCCAUUCUCUGCAGGAUGAACUUAUUAUGAAAAUUACUGAGUUUGGAAAACAAGUCCUUGGGUUUUGUGUUAAUCUGUGUACACAUAUCAUAAUAUCUUAUGAUUUGUGUACGCUAAAUAGCUUUAGUCUGGCUGUCAGCAAGUUCACCGUCUAUUCAGACAUCGAGUACAGCAAUGUAAAUGUCACUUUCCGUCAUUAAGUACCCUUGUCAGACUGGCAGUGUACGAGACACCUUGUUCAGACAGCUGUGCUGCAGUUGUAUUGCUUCUUUACUUACUUUUCUAGGUGAAGGUAAACAUAUUUUCAUCUCUUUGUUGAAACAUACUUUUAAUUACCUUUCACCAUGUCGAAAGCAAGACGCUCAGCAAAUGUUAAGAGAAACACAUUUUACCGUCACUGGGAAAUUAAAGAGGGGUGCAGUGGUGCAGCAGGUUUGG
Messenger RNA from Scleropages formosus (Asian bonytongue), 6668 nucleotides. RefSeq names its product RAS protein activator like 2 (gene rasal2). The transcript has 18 exons. The record is from RefSeq and is a predicted model, not a curated record. Bases 1106 to 4963 code for a protein of 1285 amino acids. NCBI's taxonomy places the organism in Eukaryota, Metazoa, Chordata, Actinopteri, Osteoglossiformes, Osteoglossidae. Gene Ontology annotation, biological process: regulation of GTPase activity.